GCAAUAAGUUUCAUGGAGCCAUUCAACAACUUUCUGGAAAAUACAGCACAUGAGAUGUUGAAAAGGUUACACAUGAUGUUUUCAUGAUCGAUUAAUAGUAUAUAAAACAAUGCAAAACAGCCCUUAAAAGAGACCUCACAUUGCUGUUUUACCCGACCAACAUUACACAACUUAACAUUACGUAAAUCAGCAAAUCCUCACAUUGUAAAGCUAGAAGCUGUGAAUGUUCGACACUUUUUCUUCAUUAAAUUACUUAAUGACAAUCAGUUAUGAAAAUUGUUUACUGAUUAAUGUUUUGUCAGCACACUACACGAUUAAUCCAUGAAUCAUUUUAGACGUACGAAGUCCAAAUGUCUGCUGUGGAAAAGAUUUAUUAAACCACAGUUUGUUGUCAAACACUGUGAGGUUAGGGUUAGUUAGUUGUGAGCGUUCACCACUUGGUGGAGCAAUUUGUCUGCUUUCUAACUUAAGAUCAUUCUUUAAAUCUGCCGUAACUUUUAAACACUACAUUUAAUCACGGUUGAAGUCGAAGAGUGUUUUUUGCCAGUGUUGCUUUCUUCCAGGUUUGUCUCUCCUCUGUCCUCUCUUGUAGAGAUUCCUCUGCUCCUGUAAACAGGGUGCUACUGGUCAGCCUUUUGCCUGAAUAAGGCAGUGCUCCUCACUUUUUCCCCUUGUUAACUCUUUGCUUUCCGCCCCUAAAGUAUUCAGCACCCUCCAAAUGAAGAAAAAAAAUGUGAUUUAAAAAAAAAACCUGAGUUUGGCAGAGGGACUGCCCCAUCAUUUUUCACAUGACAUCAUUCAGGAUGCAGUGACAAGACGGCGAGAGAUUGCUGAGGGUGACUUCUCCCUCCUCCUCCUCCUCUUUCCCAUCUUGGGUGGUUCAUAUAAGCAACCUCCACUCGCUGUCCAAACUUGCAUCCUUAUGAAGCGCUGCAGUGUUUAGGUGUGAUCUUAAGGCUCAACUCUCACAUCUCUCCAGACAAGUCUAAAGGAGGAUCAGGGUGAAGAGAGGGGAGCGCUUAAAACUUCUAAGCCCAGAGACUACCAACUAGACACACAAGUUUGCAUCCUGACAACAGGUGAGUGACACGACAGCCCAACAGCCUCCAAUCAUUAUUCUCACUGUCUAGUGUUCACAUUUUUAUUACUUUUUCCUCCUUAUCUUGUGCCAUCAGGCUCUACUGCCACCAUUCCUGAGCGCAUAGUUUUACGCUGUUAUCAAAUUCUUUAAGCAAUGGUCUCGUUCCACUACAUUACUAUAUUUGUACGUGUUUUUGCCCCUUCUGUGCUGCACUCAGUUGCUGAGAUACACUGAGAGGUACUUCAGUAAAACAAACAUUGCUCUGCAUGGCUGCUCAGUUAAUGUCUGUUAAGACUCACACAACUGUUUAUAUUUGAGUUACUGCGAUGUGAUUUUACGCUCUGUUAAUGACAUUAUUCACUUUGUUUAGAGAAAAACUACCAAAAGUACCAGCUCUGUUUAAGUUAUUUAAACAUUUUCGAAUCUAUGUGAACUAUAACUAUUAAGUUGUUGCAUUUACGUGUGAGAAAGGUCCCUUUCAAACAUCUGUCUCUUUUGUGUUUAAGCUUCUUCACUUGCAGCCUUUGCAGUUCUUGUCCUGUGAAAUAUUCUCAAGAAAAGUAAAUGUGUCUUUAGUUUGUGCACUCCUCAGACAUGGAGUCAAAAUCUGACUCUGGACCAGCUUCAUUGACCAGCGAAGAACUGGCUGCUAUUGAGGAUGAAGGGGUUCUCAACAAGAUGCUGGACAAUGCAACAGAUUUUGAAGAGAGGCGAAUGUUACGUGCUGCACUGAGGGACUUGCUCAAAAAAAAGAGAGAUAAACGGGAGCAGGAGCGAGGGUCGAGGCAGCAGGACUUGAAACAGCAGGGCCUGAGCAAAGGAGGAACAACAGGCGGAGCUGUUAGUAUAGGCAGAGCGUCCAUGAACCAGCAGCCACCAACAAACAAGCCACCAGGCAAAUCCUCUCCAUCAGCAGGCAGCCAGGCCAGUCCCACUGCAGCCUCGGCCCUGAAAUGUCCUCCUGCUGCAGCACCCAAUGCUAAAAAUGUCAAACAGAUGCUUCUGGACUGGUGUAGGGCCAAAACAGAGCCAUAUGAGGGGGUGAACAUUCAGAACUUCUCCUCAAGUUGGAAAGACGGCAUAGCCUUCUGCGCCUUGGUGCACCGGUUUUUCCCUGAUGCCUUCGAGUACUCCAUCCUCAACCCCAACAAGCCCAGGGAAAACUUCCAGCUGGCCUUCAGCACUGCAGAGAGGCUGGCAGGCUGCCCCCCUCUGCUGGAUGCUGAUGACUUAGUCCGGAUGAAAGAGCCCGACUGGAAGUGUGUGUAUACGUACAUCCAGGAGUUCUACCGCUCCCUGGUGGAGAAAGGCCUGGUCAAAACCAAAAAGCGAACAUAGACAGCUUUCAUGAUUGGCUGUGAUUUCUUUUUUUCUUUUUUUAAUACACACACAAUCUUGAGCUGAGGUCAAAAAGAUCAUAUUAUGCACCUUUUUAAACCAAAUAUUUACAUUUUGUUUUGGUAUCUUGCCACGAAGGGGAGGAUUAAGUAUUUGAUGUGUCUGGCUGAUGCAUCAUGUGAAUGUAAAUGCACAAUGUGUUGUAUUUGUAUCGGCUUGUGUGUUACCAGGGACUUAUGGGUGUCUGUGUGCUCUCAGCGGACAGCUGGCGCUUAGGAUCAGUACAUUCCUCUGAGAUUACACAUCUGCAUUAAUCCUGGUCAGAGCCACAGAGAAUCUGGGAACAAAUUUUAUGAUGAUUCUGAAUGUGUGAGUAUUAAAGACACAUUAAAUAAAUAUCCAUUUCAUUAUACAUGCUGU
Molecule: messenger RNA, 2839 nt
Organism: Morone saxatilis (striped sea-bass)
Lineage: Eukaryota; Metazoa; Chordata; Actinopteri; Moronidae
Gene: smtna
Product: smoothelin a
Exons: 7
Coding region: 1676-2419 (247 amino acids)
Biological process (GO): actin cytoskeleton organization
Cellular component (GO): filamentous actin; microtubule organizing center
Molecular function (GO): protein binding
Source: RefSeq, a predicted model, not a curated record